Heterostelium album PN500 is the source of this 2784-nucleotide messenger RNA. RefSeq names its product nucleoporin FG repeat-containing protein. The record is from RefSeq and is a predicted model, not a curated record. Lineage: Eukaryota; Evosea; Eumycetozoa; Acytosteliales; Acytosteliaceae. The transcript has 5 exons. The coding region runs from base 1 to 2784 and encodes 927 amino acids.
AUGCAUAAACAAACCAAUAUAAUAGAGCCACCCAUUGUUAAAUUUAAAGUAUAUUCACAUACGAAAUCACCAAAAGUUACAAGAAAAAUUGAAAUAGAUGAUACAACUACAUUUGAAAUACCUCAUAGUGUAGGAUGUUUAUUUAAUAUUAAAGAUCCUUUGGAGGUUAGAUUCCCUCUGAUCUCAAAGUACAAAUAUGAUGACGGUACCAAAAUCGAAAAGGGUAGCUAUCUAAAGGUUGUUAUUAGACAAGACAGCAACAACAACAACAACAACAACAAAGCUGCUACCACUACGACAAUUGUCGGUAAAUGUAUUGCUCUGGUAGAUCUACCACAAACUUCAGGUUUCGGUGGAGGUUUCGCCUUUGCAGCACAACCACAACAACACCCACAAGACAUCAAAUCGAUCGUUCUUCUCGAGGAAAAUGGAUCGGUACAUAACAUCGAUUUCAAAUCAGUUGUGACCUAUACCAUUUUAGAUACUGUAGUAAUCAAUAGCAGUACCAGUACUACUAGUGACUACGAUCCAAACAACACCUAUUCCUCUACCUCCAACUAUAAUAUCAACAACAAUGACAAUGACAACAAUAGUGACUAUGGAUUUGUGUCGACAUCACCAACUCUCUCUGGUAACAACAAAAGUUUUAAAAAUUCAACAUCCUCUUUUAUUACAAUCUAUGGUAAAGGCACUAGAGUUGUUACGAUUUCCUACUCAUUGGAAUUGUAUACUCAUUUCACCAUAGUCCAUGAAACUCAAAAGAUCCUUGGUCUUGUUGAUAAUCAGAAUAUCAAACAAUCCGAGUUCUACUCAACCAAUUUACAAUUUACAUUGUAUUCUUUUAUCCAAUACAAGAAUUUAAAUAACUUGUCUUUUAAAGAUGUAAAUACAAAGUUUGUAAAGCUAGAUCAUUUCGAGAAUGAAACUAUUGUUUACAGUGUUUCAUUGACAAUGGAGAGAGAACAGGACAUCAGAUACUCAAUCGGUAAAUUCAAGUGUAGCGGUAAGCGUGUCUGUUUGGUGUAUGGCGAUAGAAUCUUGAGAGAUGGUUUGAUGAUAAAGAAUGAAUCGAACGAUCAGAUUAUCUAUAGAGGUAUGAUACAUUAUAAGCGAGUACUAUUCGGUCAGUCACUCUCACAUGUCUUGAUCGAUUGUAAACCGGGAGAUUCAACGGUGAUCGAAAUGGAUCAUCUCCGAUACCCGUUGGUAUAUGGCAUCCGUGUCGAUCUUCACCCGCUGCUCACUGCCCAGACUCUGUACAACUACCAGUGUGACUCGGCAUUCCAACCUGGCAAUCACUUUGCCAUAGCAGUCCGAGAGGAAACAACUCACAGCUACACCAUCUUUGAUAACUCUGCUGAUACCUCACACGAGAGAUCAUUCAUCUUCUAUGGCUAUGAAAAUGGUUUCCAAGUGGUCGGUUCCGCAACUCCGACCGAGCUGGCACCGCAAGUCUAUCAUGUCCGUUUGGAAUCUGGACAAUCAACAACAUCGUUCCAACUAAAGAAGACACUCGAUACCUGUAUGCAACAAGUAGCAUUAAGCGAUCCAUCCAAUCAAUUUAAAUUUGAAAAGAAUCAAUUCAAGGUUGAACUUACUCAAGAUGACCAACAUCCUCUUCGUCACUACCUUCCUAAUGUAGGUAAAACAUUACCAAUUUAUCUCGGACAGUUUGGAGAUAGAAGUGGUGUUGUAGUGUCGAAUGGAAAAUUCAAUUACCCAUUGGCUCCAGCAGGAUUUAGCUUUGCACCAACAACAUCAACUGGUUUUAGUUUUGGAUUUGGAGCAGCGGCACCAGCAACAUCGUCUGGUUUUGGAUUUGGAGCAGCAGCAUCAACACCAACACCAACAGCAAUUUUUGGAGUAACAAAUCAAUCGGUUGCUCCAAACCCAACAACAUCUACAUUUGGUUCGACACAAUCAACUUCUACCAGUGCAUUUGGAACAUCAAGUUCAACUCUACCAGCAGCAACUAAUCUAUUUGGAGGAAGUAGUUCUACUCAAUCAACUACUUCGACCACGAGCGUAUCACCAUUUGGAAGUCAACCAUCAUCAGGUGGUAUGUUUGGUGGAUCAUCAUCACCAACCAGUGGUAGUUCCAUCUUUGGUACAACAACUCCACAGUCAGCACCAGCAGCAGCAACAGGCACAUCAUUAUUUGGAGGUGGUAGUUCGACUCAACAACCAUCAUCAGGUGGUAUCUUUGGUGCACCCGCAUCCCAAUCAAAUUUAUUUGGACAAGUACCCUCUACCACAUCAUUAUUUGGAGCAAGUAGUAGUUCUACUCAACCAUCAUCAGGUAGUUUGUUUGGUGCAUCAUCAUCAUCAUCAUCAUCAUCACCAUCAACCACAGGCACAUCCUCAUUUGGUAGUCAUGGAUUUGGAGGAUCGACCCAAACUACAUCACCAAAUGUCUCACUAUUUGGUACUUCAACAACUGCACAACCACCAGCAACCACAGGUUCAUCGUUGUUUGGAUCUGCAACAUCAACAACACCAGCCCCAUCAAGUGUUGUUUCACCAUUUGGUUUGACAGCAACAACAGCACCAACAACUUUUUCAUUUGGUACACCAGCAGUUGAUUCCGUGUUUGAAUCAGUUUCACAUAAUCCACCACCUCAAGCAGCUGCACCAUCGUAUCUCGCAUUACCUCAAAUGCUACCAACACCACGUCCCCAAAAUGUCAUUUUGGGCGACGGUAUGAAUCUAGUAUCAUUGUUACCCAACAAUAGAACAGUAUCUUUUGAAGAAUUAAGACUAGAACAUAGAACUGCUGGAAAAUAA